GGUCGAAUGUGUCAAACAAUUCUCAGGUACAUAUAACCUCAAAAACGCGUAUUAAUAAUAAAUGUUAUUGUUGUGGUGGAUUUAAUCAUUUCGCAAGAGACUGUAAACUUAGGUGGAAAACUUGUAAUUAUUGUAAUGUAAAAGGUCAUAUUGAUAGAGCAUGUCUAAAAAAACAAAACGGAAUUAAUUUAGUCAAUGACAACUUAUUAGAAAAUGAAGAUUUGGAUAGUUCUGAUUUAGAUUUUUAUUAUAUGCAGCAAAACGAUUUUACUGAAUUUCAGAAAAAACGGUAGCUAAUUAUUUUGCAGCUAAGAAAAUCCACAAGGCAGAUAUUUCAUUGUCCAGCUAUGACAGAACAAAGUUGAAUGUAAUGGGCAUGUUGACCGAUCUUAAGGUGCAUUUCGAAGGGGUUGAAGCAAAUUUGAAAGCUUACGUUUUGGCAGGUAACGGGAAAAAUUUAAUAGGAAGGCAAUGGCUUCAAGCCUUGGGUAUGUGGCCGAUAACUUUUAAACCUCAGUUUACGUUGAAUUGCUUGAAUGAUCAUAACAGUAUUAUUUCACAUUUUAAAUCAAAAUAUCCCCAAUUGUUUGACAACAGCCCAGGUAAAUAUAAAGGUAAAUCUAUUAAACUAACUUUCAAAAAAGAUUAUCAACCAAUUCAAUGUAAACCUUAUCAUGUCCCUUUCGCUUUGAAAGACAAUGUAGAUGCAGAAAUCGAUCGUUUGGUAAGAAUAGGUAAUUUGGAACAAGUUGAGGUGAGUGAAUGGGCUACUCCAGUAGUUCCUGUGGUGAAAGGGGAAGGAGUUCGUUUAUGCGGAAAUUUUAAAUUAACAGUGAACCCUCAAAUAAUUAUUAAAAGAUAUCCAUUACCCUUAAAAGAAAAAGUAUUUCAGACGUUACAGGUAGGAACCAAAUGGUCCCAAAUUGAUUUAAAACAUGCAUUUAUGCAAUUUGAAGUUGCUGAAGAUUGUAGAGAUCCAUUGACAAUAAUCACACAGAAAGGUUUGUUCAGGUACAAAAAAUUGCCAGAGGGUGUAGCCUCCAGCCCAGCAGAAUGUUAA
Messenger RNA from Coccinella septempunctata (seven-spotted ladybird), 1060 nucleotides. RefSeq lists its product as uncharacterized. The record is from RefSeq and is a predicted model, not a curated record. The coding region runs from base 371 to 1060 and encodes 229 amino acids. NCBI's taxonomy places the organism in Eukaryota, Metazoa, Arthropoda, Insecta, Coleoptera, Coccinellidae. The transcript is spliced from 2 exons.